AUGUCUCAGCCCUUGACUGCUCCUGAUGGCGGAUCUGAUCCUGAGAGUCGGUGCAUGCCCUUCUUGAACGCCGAUUUGCACGAGCAGGAUAUUAGCGAUCCCUAUGUGAAGCGGUUAGCGAACUCGGAUGAUCGGCUUCCUUCGUCACCACCGCCCGUGCCACAGCCCAGGAAUCUCGGACCGUCCAACACUUCUACUAUGGCGAACUUGGCAUCUUCAUCAUCAGUAACAACAUGGGGUGCAUCAGGAUCAGGAUCUACAUCGGGCUCUCAGUCAACAGGAACAACAAGCGGAAAUAAUGAAACGAACCUCGCAGUACGCGGUGGUCCGAGCACAGCAUUUGGUGGACUGUUAACAAACGCAUCCGGGGCACCGACAGCAGCGAUUCCUGGAUUGGUGUUUUCGUCGCGCGGAGAUAAUACGGGGUCUCGUACUCAGUUUCACGCACCCUUGGAACCUGAGGUCGUCGCCAAAUUGGACGAUAUCUUCUUCAAGUUCCUCCAGCGCAUCUGUUCCGACUUGAAAGCAUGCGAUGCCAAGGGUGACCACAUUCACCAGCCGCUUAUGGCCAAAAAAAUGGAACGCCUCGAAGCCUCGACCGAAUUCCGGCCCUUCAAAUUCCGGAUCCAAGCCUUCACCAACGCCUUCCACGACUCCUUGAUCCAACACGGUCUCACAGAGGAUGUCCUCCCGCUUCGAAAAGUCAAACUCUACCUUUGGAAACAUCGGUAUAUCUCGCGUUUUAAUGAGGAUGGCAAGAAGCAAAAGUCGAAGGGGAAUCAUGUUUGGAAUAUUGAGGCGCGCAAGAUCUCGAACGUUGUGGAUACCUCUGGGCCGGCUCCUGGGUCUGGAGCGGAAGGGCUGGGUGCGUCGGCGACGCCUUCGGUUGCUACGCCUUCUACAUCCUCAGCUGCCUCAACACCCUCUAUCAAAGCAUCCACGACGACGACAGGAUUCUAUGACCUUCUACCACUAGACAUGGACCCGAAAUAUAUCGGACCCGAAGCGAUUUCUGCAGCAGGAGGCGGGUUGGGGAUUAUUCGGAGACCCACGAGUCCGGUGCGGUGGGAGUUCCGAGAGUACACUGGUCGGAUUGCAGGACAAAUCAUCAAGUAUGCCCGUGUGGGAGUUCCUUAUGUCUAUUCGCCCCGCAUCUGGGAUGCUCAAAUGUCUUGCCCAGCAGCAAAGUUCAGUAGCCCCUGGCUCCCCAGCUGGCUAAAAUGGCACCGCGGAGAACUCAAAGGAAUCCCAAGUGCGGAGGACAAAUCCUGUACGAUCCUGGUAGUUGCAGAGUACGUCAGGGAGGGGGAGGAAUGUCGACUUGAGAUGUCGUUCCCCUUGACGGUUUGUGAUCCUUCCAAUGAGAUGCAGGAACUUCACGAGCCCUCUGGUGUCUCUGCAGAGGAUGAUGGCAAUGCAGGCGGGUUGUAUGAAGGUGGUGGUGACAGCGCGGGCGCUGUCGACCUUACUCCUUCUGCUGGUCAUGGACAGGGCAGUGCGGACUCUUUGAAGAUGCAGGCAGAAGAGUUUUCAUCCUUUCGACAACAGCAAUCAAGUCGCGAGAACUAUGGUGAUGAGGAGAUGAUGAUGGCUAUGAAGGAGGACGAGGACAUGGAAGGAGAAAUGGAGCAAGAACAUCGCGAGCAGGCCUCGUCUUACAACCAGCACCAGCACCCUUAUUCCAACAACUACUCCCCCUUCCACCACGACCACCAAAACCUACAACUUCCUCAACAUGACUUGCAGACAAUUUCGCCGCGUCAACAAGAACACCAACGCGAGCAGCGACAAGCCCAGCAGCGGCUGCAAAGACUCCACCUUCAAGAACACCAUCAACAUCAGCAACAGCAGGGGGAGGAGGACCAGAAGCCUUCACUCUUCCAGUCGACAGCUGCUCCUUCCUCGGCAGGGACGACCGCCAGCUUCUAUAUGAACCCUCCAUCCAGCCGAGGCAGCAUCAGUAGCAGCAACGGCAGCAGUGCCUACGUCAGGGAGGAAGAGUCCAAUGAAGAGGAAGAGUCUGGCGAUGAUGAGGAUGGUAAUGAAAGCGACGGAGACGAUGAAGAGGACGAGGAAGGUGGAACCGAGAAGACAAGGAAUAUGAAAACGAGGACCAGCACCAGGACUACAACGUCCACGUCAAGAACGCGUCCAGGUCGUCCCCUUUCCCACCGCCGGAAACCCUCUCGCGAUCAGCGGUCAAUAGUCCCGCAAGAAACCAACAAGCGGCGGAAACACGAUUGA
Molecule: messenger RNA, 2244 nt
Organism: Linnemannia hyalina
Lineage: Eukaryota; Fungi; Mortierellomycota; Mortierellomycetes; Mortierellales; Mortierellaceae
Source: the annotation of a GenBank genome assembly